CUUGUCCAUCAACAAGCUUUAGCGACCUCUUCAUUCAUACCGUCCUUCACGCGUCAAACGACGAGAAUUCAUUUUCGUGCUCGCGCAUUAUUGGCCCGAGGUAUCCACGUGCGGCAUACAACGACAAUGCAGGUAAGUGCGUACUGUGUGAUGCUGGCGACCAAGAAAUUUACACGCGCUGGGACACUGGGCUUAAGCUGAAGCGUAGCCCUAAGCCCCCUGCAUCGGUGUAUUUUUCUGGCACCAUGAAGCAGCACGGGGCUGGAGUGGACUUGACACUGGGUCGUUGCAUUUUCGACCACGAUACAAAUGUGGCAGAUUUCCUUCCCGUAGCACCUGGUGGCUUACGAUGAUCCGUCACCAUCGUGCCAACGAAUUCCGAAGCUGGUCUCCAACCUCGCAGCUUGAGUGUAACUUCAGGCUCGUCUUCAGCAUCGAUCACGAUGACUUCAAGAACACCGUCUUUUAUUUCCUUGAAAAAGACGCAACGGACCUCUUCACCACCGCCAGCGGACCACGACCAAUUCGCUGCCAUGUCCUACGACGAGGCACAGCGGAAAGACGCGCCCUCGCCUGUCCUGUCGGACGCCUCGCUACCUCGUCAGGACCGAGCCAAGAUCGAUCCUCCACCCGGCCGUGAUCGGACAGAUAUGAAGGCUCUUGAGGAAGCGGAAGCAGACAGCGAGGCCAAUUACCAACCAAAAACCGUCAAGUUUUGGAUGGUCAUGUUGGGCUUAUACUUUGCUCUUUUCGUGGUGGCUCUGGAUCGGACGAUCAUAUCCGUCGCCAUCCCCGAGAUCACCGACACAUUCCACUCUCUGGACGACGUUGGCUGGUAUGGCAGCGCGUACAUGAUCACGGGCGCCUCGUUCAGUCUGAUCUUCGGCAAAAUCUACAAGCACUACUCGAUCAAGUCGGUGUUCUUGGGCUCCAUCUUCCUGUUCGAAGUCGGCUCGGCCAUCUGUGGUGCUGCGCCAAGUUCCAUUGCACUCAUCAUCGGGCGCGCCAUCGCCGGCCUGGGCUCUUCCGGCAUCUUCACCGGAGGAAUGAUGGUCAUUGUGCCUCUGAUACCACUUCGGAAGCGACCGAUCUACUACGGCCUCUUUGGUGCGGUUUUCGGCAUCGCAUCCGUGCUGGGACCGUUUCUGGGCGGCGCAUUUACGGACAGCGUCUCAUGGCGGUGGUGCUUCUACAUCAAUCUUCCCAUCGGAGCCUUCACCAUCCUCUCGAUCGUCUUGUUCCUGCACAUCAAACCACCUCCGCCCGAGAAGCUCAGCCUUGCACAACAAUUCCUUCGCAUGGACCCCAUUGGCACUCUGAUAUUCGUCCCCAGCAUCGUGUGCUUGGUGCUAGCCCUUCAAUGGGGUGGCUCAGAGUAUCCCUGGUCGAGUGGAAAGAUUGUCGGACUCUUGGUGACAUGCGGAGUGCUCUUUGUGGCAUUUUGGGUUCUACAGGCCGCCAAACCAGCCACUGCCACCGUCCCCAUGCGCAUCGCUACCCAGAGAUCCGUCCUUGGCGGAGUCAUCUUCCUCUUCUUGCUCAACGGCAGUCUCUUUGCCAUUGUCUACUUCCUGCCAAUCUGGUUCGAAGCCGUGAAGGCGGAGACAGCCAUCCAUGCCGGUAUCAGCUUGUUCCCCCUUGUGAUCAGCCUGGUGGUCAUGAGCAUAUUCGCUGGUGGCUUCACCCAACGGGUAGGCUACUAUAUGCCUCCGAUCCUUGUGUCUCCGAUUCUCACCACGGUCGGCGCCGCACUCUUGACGCAGCUUCAACCGACCACCGGCAGCUCCAAGUGGAUCGGGUAUCAGGUGCUGUAUGGCUUCGGCACCGGCAUGGCCAUGCAGACUGUCAACAUGGCCGCUCAAGCCGUGCUUGACCGCAGCGAUAUCAGCACUGGCAUGGCUCUGAACUUCUUCGGCCAGAAUCUGGGUGGCGCCAUCUUCGUCCCCGUGGCCCAAACCAUCUUCCAGAACCUGCUUCAGAAACAGCUCUCGGACAUUCCCGGUGUCAACGGGACGAAUCUCGACAGUGUUGGAAUCCUGAAUUUGAGGAAUACCGUCCCACAACAGUCUCUACCGGAGGUAAAGGCGGCAUUCAACAGCAGCGUGACCAGGUGUAUUUUCGUGUCGGUGGCGUUAAGCGCGGCCAGUCUUUUCCCGGCGCUGAUAAUGGAGUGGAGGAACAUCAAGCAAGGUACCGAAGUGAAGGCGACCAGAGAUAUCGAGUCAGCCAAGGAUCACCAGUCAGCUGCUGAGGAUGCAUCGUCGCUUGAUGAAAAGGAUGUGGUGGUCGUCAAGAAGAAUGAGAAUAGAGGAUCGAAGCUCCGGGCAGAAUAUUGGCGAGAACCAGCAGCUAAAGGGAAUGGAGAGGACGAGACUCCACCCCACGAUGCUGAGAACGACGGUGUAAGGGGCGACGACGUGGAGGGGCGUUAAAGGUUGUAAUUGAAGUUCAUGGGCUUUCAAAGGCGAGUAGUUGUACGUUGAUUUGGGUUGAUAUUAGCCCUAUAAAGGAUUUAAUCGAGUUUGCUGUUGGGAAAUGCUACCGUAAUCUUUUAUCAUAGACACAAUGCCC
Exophiala xenobiotica is the source of this 2571-nucleotide messenger RNA. RefSeq lists its product as uncharacterized. The record is from RefSeq and is a predicted model, not a curated record. Gene Ontology annotation, biological process: transmembrane transport. Gene Ontology annotation, molecular function: transmembrane transporter activity. The coding region runs from base 444 to 2432 and encodes 662 amino acids. The transcript is spliced from 2 exons. Lineage: Eukaryota; Fungi; Ascomycota; Eurotiomycetes; Chaetothyriales; Herpotrichiellaceae.